Molecule: messenger RNA, 327 nt
Organism: Botrytis sinoallii
Lineage: Eukaryota; Fungi; Ascomycota; Leotiomycetes; Helotiales; Sclerotiniaceae
Exons: 2
Coding region: 1-327 (108 amino acids)
Source: RefSeq, a predicted model, not a curated record
AUGGGUAACUGUCUCACUCGUCUGGAGGCUGAAAUGGUUUCGCCUCCUCCCAUUCCUGGAGAUUGGAAAGACCUUGGACCUCGAAAAGCUAUCCUUCGCAGUCCACAGCAUGUACAGGCUAGAAGAAGAUGUAGGAGAGAGGGUAGGAGUGAUAGACAUGAAGAGGGGAAUAGACUGCUUUUAGCAAGAAGGGAAACAUCGAGUGGCAUUGAGGGUCUAACCUUUGAUUAUGCGGGGAGACCUGUUUGGAGGGACCCAAGACUGCAGACGCACGACUCCGAUGACAGUGAUGUUGCGAAGGCUGAGGAUAUUGAGGAGACACUAUAG